AUGGGUAUUUCCAGAGAUUCGCGUCACAAGAGAUCGGCCACCGGUGCCAAGAGAGCCCAAUACCGUAAGAAGCGGAAGUUCGAAUUGGGCCGUCAAUCCGCCUCGACCAAGUUGGGCGCCAAGAGAGUCCACGCCGUCAGAACCAGAGGUGGUAACCAAAAGUUCAGAGCUUUGCGUGUUGAAGCCGGUAACUUCUCGUGGGCCUCGGAAGGUGUCGCCAGAAAGGCGAGAAUCUCCUCGGUCGUCUACCACCCUUCGAACAACGAAUUGGUCAGAACCAACACCUUGACCAAGUCGGCCAUCGUCCAAAUUGACGCCACCCCCUUCAAGCAAUGGUUCGACAACCACUACGGUGUCGUCUUGGGUAAGGCCAAGGAAGGUGAAGAGCCCACCAAGAGAUCGAAGAAGGUCGAAAGAAAGCUCGCCUCGAGAUCGGGCGCCGCCAAGAUCGAAGCUGGUGUUGAAUCGCAAUUCACCGCCGGUAAGUUGUACGCUUGCAUUUCGUCGAGACCCGGUCAAUCUGGUAGAUGUGACGGGUACAUUUUGGAAGGUGAAGAACUCGCCUUCUACGUCAGAAGAAUGACUGCUAAGAAGUAA
Diutina rugosa is the source of this 597-nucleotide messenger RNA. It is a transcript of the gene RPS8A, whose product is annotated as 40S ribosomal protein eS8. The transcript has a single exon. Gene Ontology annotation, cellular component: ribosome; cytosolic small ribosomal subunit. The record is from RefSeq and is a predicted model, not a curated record. Gene Ontology annotation, molecular function: structural constituent of ribosome. NCBI's taxonomy places the organism in Eukaryota, Fungi, Ascomycota, Pichiomycetes, Serinales, Debaryomycetaceae. Gene Ontology annotation, biological process: translation; maturation of SSU-rRNA from tricistronic rRNA transcript (SSU-rRNA, 5.8S rRNA, LSU-rRNA). Bases 1 to 597 code for a protein of 198 amino acids.